Actinia tenebrosa (Australian red waratah sea anemone) is the source of this 920-nucleotide messenger RNA. Its product is annotated as cytosolic Fe-S cluster assembly factor NUBP2 homolog. Gene Ontology annotation, biological process: iron-sulfur cluster assembly. Gene Ontology annotation, cellular component: cytosol. Gene Ontology annotation, molecular function: 4 iron, 4 sulfur cluster binding; ATP binding; ATP-dependent FeS chaperone activity. Lineage: Eukaryota; Metazoa; Cnidaria; Anthozoa; Actiniaria; Actiniidae. The record is from RefSeq and is a predicted model, not a curated record.
CUAAGAUGGCGUCAGAUGGCGGUCAUUUGAAGGUUUAUGUAUAAUUAUAUGGAUCCAGCAUCUACUAAGAAAAAAUUCUGAAGAUAUCAGAAACCAAGCUUGGGCUACCUGUGCUUUCCCCUCCAGGCAGUCACAUGUGGUCAGCAGCUUCUAGAACCAAAAACAAUAUGGCGGACAAUAUUGAAGCUCCAGAUGGCCUGAAGUUAGUAAAACAUGUUAUCCUUGUCUUGUCUGGUAAAGGAGGAGUUGGCAAGAGUACAGUUGCAACUCAACUAUCUUGGGCUUUGUACAACAAAGGAUAUAAGGUUGGUUUGUUGGAUGUUGAUCUUUGCGGUCCAAGUAUUCCAAGAAUGAUGAAUGUUGAGAAUCAUGAUGUACAUCAGUGUUCAGAUGGUUGGGUCCCUGUAUAUACAAGUCCAGAUCAACGUCUUGGGGUCAUGUCUAUAGGUUUUCUUCUACAAGAUAAAAAUGAUGCUAUUGUUUGGAGAGGUCCGAAGAAAAAUGCAAUGAUAAAGCAGUUUCUUUCUGAUGUUUGCUGGGGAGAGCUGGAUUAUCUUAUAAUAGACACACCUCCUGGGUAUGGCGAUAACAGAUGUUCGUAGAGAAGUCACAUUUUGUCAUAAAACCAAGAUUCCCGUGUUAGGAAUCAUUGAAAAUAUGAGCGGAUUUGCUUGUCCUCAUUGUAGUGAAUGUACUAAUGUAUUUUCAAAAGGAGGUGGAGAAGGACUGGCUAAAGAGUGUAAAGUCCCCUUUUUAGGCUGUAUUCCACUUGACCCGAACCUCACCCAGAAUAUCGAAGCGGGAAAAAGUUUUACAAAUUUAAUGGGAAGUUCCCCAACAGUCGAAGCUUUGAAUUCUAUUAUAACUGUAAUGUUUGACAAAAUAAAUGUACGAAAUUGAAUUAGAAUAUUUUAACUAUU